CCUUCAUCUGUGCAAGCAUGGAUUCGAUGUGAUAACAUGGUUGGGACCUGGUUGACCAAUUCAGUUUCUUCAAAGCUUCAAGCAAGCAUUAUAUAUGAAGAUACUGCUCUGGAAAUAUGGACUGAUUUGAAGAAUCGUUUUGCACAGACCAAUGGACCAAGGGUAUUCAAUCUCCAAAAGGAAAUUUCAGAAUUACAUCAAGGUGAGAUGAGCAUUACUGAUUUCUUUACUCAGUUGAAAGUUUUUUGGGAUCAGUUACAAAACCUUAGUCCAUUCCCUUCUUGCUCUUGUGGAAAGUGUAUGUGCAAUAUCAACAAAAGACUCAAUGAUUUACAAGGUAGAGAGUCUGUGAUGAAGUUCUUAAUGGGAGUAAAUGAGUCUUUUUCUCAAGUUAGGUCUCAAGUGUUACUCAUGGAUCCUAUUUCAUCACUGAGUAAGGUUUAUUCCUUGAUGAUACAAGAAGAGACUCAAAGGUCAAUUCCUAAUGCACCUGUUGUUAAAGUAGAUUCCACUGCUUUGGCUGCUAAAGUGUCCACUGAUCAAGCCAAUUAUGUUGUUAAUUCUGUUGGAAAAGGAAAAGAUAGGCCCGUUUGUACCCACUGUGGCAAGACUGGUCACACUGUAGACAAGUGCUACAGAUUGCAUGGGUUUCCUCCAGGUUUUAAAUUCAAGAAUAAGACUACUAUGGCACAUCAAGUCUCCUCAGGAUCAAGCUCAGAAUUUGUAUCACCAAUGCAUCAAUUUUCUGCCUUCAGUCCUGAGCAGUGCCAACAGCUUUUAGCCUUGUUUAGUGCAUCCAAUCUUUCUUCUGCAGCACCAUCUCAGAUAUCAGAUGCCUCAAUGGUCACAGCAACUCCUUCUUCCACUUCUGCUAAUGUGGCAAUGACAGGACCUUAUUUCCUGGAAAACGAUUGGGGUAGGCAAAGCACUUGAUGGAUUGUACCUGUU
This is a messenger RNA of Quercus robur (English oak), 948 nucleotides long. RefSeq lists its product as uncharacterized. The record is from RefSeq and is a predicted model, not a curated record. Gene Ontology annotation, molecular function: zinc ion binding; nucleic acid binding. The transcript has 2 exons. Bases 37 to 933 code for a protein of 298 amino acids. Lineage: Eukaryota; Viridiplantae; Streptophyta; Magnoliopsida; Fagales; Fagaceae.